This is a messenger RNA of Nakaseomyces glabratus, 627 nucleotides long. RefSeq names its product methylthioribulose 1-phosphate dehydratase MDE1 (gene MDE1). Gene Ontology annotation, molecular function: metal ion binding; methylthioribulose 1-phosphate dehydratase activity. Lineage: Eukaryota; Fungi; Ascomycota; Saccharomycetes; Saccharomycetales; Saccharomycetaceae. The record is from RefSeq and is a predicted model, not a curated record. Gene Ontology annotation, cellular component: cytoplasm.
AUGGGUGAAGCAGCGGAACUUAUCUGUACAUUGUGCAAACAGUUUUACCAUUUGAACUGGUGUACCGGUACUGGUGGUGGUAUUUCCAUAAGAGAGAGGAAUGGGGAGAGUGAUGUUGCGUAUAUUGCACCUUCAGGAGUCCAAAAAGAGCUGAUGAGACCCGAAGAUUUGUUUGUGAUGGAUUUGAUCAAAGGUGACUACUUGAGCAUCCCCCGGGGAUUAAAGCCCAGUGCUUGCACGCCAUUGUUCUUGGCUUGUUAUAAGAAGAGAAACAGUGGUGCUGUGAUACAUACACACUCGCAAAAUGCGGUGAUGUGCUCACUUCUAUUCGACAAAGAGUUCAAAAUUUCCAACAUUGAACAGAUCAAAGCCAUGCCAAACCACGGUUACUAUGAUACUUUGACCAUCCCCAUCAUAGAAAACAUGGCACAUGAAGAUGAGCUGAUAGACCAGCUGAAUGAUGUGCUGGACAAGUACUCCCAGGAUACCGUGGCUGUUAUAGUGAGGAGACAUGGUAUCUUCGUAUGGGGCCCAUCCAUCGAGAAAUGUAAAAUCUAUAACGAAGCAAUCGACUAUUUGCUUGAGCUCGCUUUGAAAAUGCACCAAUACAAUAUACCAUUACCUUGA